ACGUUUGAGUUGUUCCGCUCAGAAGCCCCGAGAUACAACAACACACAACGACGUGUUAAUGUGGCAAUUGAUUCCAUCCAAUAUCAACCCGCUUGUCCAAAACCUCACUGACAUGUGAGACACGUAACAUGUACUUCAACUCUUCAAUAACCAUGAUUAAUUCCUAGAAACAUAGAAACAUAGACAAUAGGUGCAGGAGUAGAGGCCAUUCGGCCCUUCGAGCCUGCACCAGCACCGCCAUUCAAUAAGAUCAUGGCUGAUCAUCCAACUCAGUAUCCCAUCCCUGCCUUCUCUCCAUACCCCCUGAUCCCUUUAGCCACAAGGGCCACAUCUAACUCCCUCUUAAAUAUAGCCAAUGAACUGUGUGGCCUCAACUACCUUCUGUGGCAGAGAAUUCCACAGAUUCACCACUCUGUGUGUGAAAAAAAAAUGUUUUCCUCAUCUCGGUCCUAAAAGAUUUCCCCCUUAUCCUUAAACUGUGACCCCUUAUUCUGGACUUCCCCAACAUCGGGAACAAUCUUCCUACAUCUAGCCUGUCCAACCCCUUAACAUGAGCCCCCUAUGGCCUCAUCUUUCCUCUUCCAUCCCCCACCAGGAAGGUCUCAAGCUUCUUCCUAGAACAGGAACCCAAUCACUUUCCCUCCACACCAACACUAUCACCAUCCUGCCUGGCAGAACUUGGCCUAACCCUCAACGCAUUCUCCUUUGAUUCCUCCCACUUUGAUUUGAUUUAAUUCAACUUUAUAGUCAUUGUCCAUAGUACAAGUACUGAGACAACAAAAUGCUUUUACCCAUACAGCCAAACGAAUAAAAAACAAAUAUAAAAGCACAUAGAAACAUAGACAAUAGGUGCAGGAGUAGGCCAUUCGGCCCUUCCAGCCUGCACCGCCAUUCAAUAUGAUCAUGGCUGAUCAUCCAACUCAGUAUCCUGUACCUGCCUUCCCUCCAUACCCCCUGAUCCCUUUAGCCACAAGGGCCACAUCUAACUCCCUCUUAAAUAUAGCCAAUGAACUGUGGCCUCAACUACCUUCUGUGGCAGAGAAUUCCACAGAUUCACCACUGUCUGUGUGAAAAAUGUUUUCCUCAUCUCGGUCCUAAAAGAUUUCCCCCUUAUCCUUAAACUGUGACCCCUUGUUCUGGACUUCCCCAACAUCAGGAACAAUCUUCCUGCAUCUAGCCUGUCCAACCCCUUAAGAAUUUUGUAAGUUUCAGAGCACAGAACACAAUAGUCUACUACACAAACAUCCCCACAGCUGCAUCAAAGUUUCCCACUGUGAGGGAAGACACCAAAGUUCAGUCAAUGUCCUCGUUGAUGUUCCCCAAUGGUCACCCGUGGUCGGGGUCUCCCGAGCCCCCCGCGGUCGCCGCUACGGACGGUCCGAUGCCCAGGCCCUCUCGCCGGGACGAUGGAACUCCGACGUCGGCACCCUCAGCGGCCCGGACCUCCGAAUUGGCCACAUCCCAUCGGAGUCAGCGGCUUCCGAAGUCCACAGGCCGAGCUGGGCGGAGAUUCAACUCUGGCGGCCCUUGGCAAAGGAUCCCAGGACUCCGUGAUGUUGGUCAGCGCCCGGGAGCUCCGUAAACCACAGCCGUGCGAUGUUGAUGCAGCGGGCCCAACACUCCCGAGCUUCAAACGGCGAUCCCAGCGCAACAACUGACAAUUUUGGCGAGUUUUAACGGGCCCGCUACGCUGGAAACAUUGUGACCCGUUUGCUUUUCUGCCCGUCGCACCGAAGCUUCUGGAGAAGCCUUUGUUAAUGCGCAGAUCGCCAGGAAGCCUGAGCGAUGAACCUUCACAAGGUUUGGUUCGGAUGCAAGAGGCUGAUCUGCGGUAACGUCUGCGGACUGUCGGCCAAAGAGGGGACCAUCGUGGCCGGGCUGUUCACCUUGGUCACGUCGACCUUGCACCUCAUCUUCGAAUCGGGCAAUCUACGCAUGUACAAGUUGACAAACCACACCGCUAUCACCAGCGAUGAUAAGCUUUCAUUUCACUUGACCCUUCACCAGUUCUCCCUGACAUCCAUUAGCCUUGUGACUGUGGGCAUCUUUGCAGUCUUCGCCCUCUUCCUGUCCGUCUGGAAGGAGGUAUACUGGGGAAUCGCUGGCUAUAUUGUUUGGAUUGUCUUUUUCGAGUUGGGACAGGUAUUCCUCCUGAUUUUCUUUAUGCCCAAGCAUGAAAACUUUCCAAUGAACAUUAACGCCAUGGAGUCCACAGGAAUGGCCCUCCGUUGCAUGGUCGAGGCGUACUGGAUCAUCUUCUUGACCCGCUACACCCUGGAGCUGUACAGAUUUCAGCAGAGGGUCGACGACUCUGUCAAGGUCAAGCAGAAAGCUUCACAACGACUCAAGUUUGGAUCAGUGGUGGAGAUGGGGGUGUGACCGACACACUCGUGCAGGUGACAAGAUCCUGCAUCUACAAACCCUACUCCGACUGUCCCUUAUUAACCCAUUCUUUUCGAAUUGGGAGUAAACCCUAUCCCAAGGAAUCCUUUCCAGUAGUUUUCCUACCCCACUGAUUUGAGGUCUAUAAUUCACUGGAUUCUCUCUACGUCUCUUAAAGGAAGGAUCUUCGCCUCUUCUCCAGCCACAGGCCAGUUCCCAGAGGAAUGGGGAUGUAGCUAAUGUCGUUCUUUCAUUUAAGAAGCGAAGUAGAGAGAAUCCAGGAAAUUAUAGGCCCGUGAGUCUCACGUCAAUGGCAUGAAGACCGCGGCACCCAGGGGGGAAACUCAUGCGGUCACAGAGAGAACGUGCAAACUCUACACAGACAGUGCCCGUAGUCAGGAUGGAAGCUGGCUCUCUGGCGCUGUGAGGCAGCGACUCUACCACUGCGCCACUAUGCCUACCUUAAAUUACACGAGGUGGGACUAGUAUAGAUUGGGCAUGUGGGCAAAAUGGACAUACGCACACAUACACACAGACAGAUAGCACCCGACGUCAGGAUAGAACUCGGUUCUCCGGCGCUGUGAGGCAGCAGCUUCACCCAGGCGGGUCACAGGGAGAACAUGCAAACUCCAUACACACACAGACACACAGCACCCGAGGUCAGGAUCGAACCCGGGUCUCCGGCGCUCUGAGGCAGCAGCUCUACCAUCUGCGCCACCGUGUCGCCCUACACCCGCUGCUGAAGCUCUGGACUGGUUCCCGGCAGGAAAGUCCGUGUCAAUCCAGUUGGUAGGCAGCGAGGAGGGUGGCGAUGGCUCGACUCGGAGUAUAGUCGCAUCCUCGCCAGGAACUGACUGAAAAACUCCCCCAAAUAAAAUACUGAAAAAAUUCUCCAAAACAUACUUUAAACAAACUAAAAAUAAAAAAAAGAUAAAGAAACAAACAAACAGACUGUAGGCAGAGGUAGCCAUCAUGCAGCGCCCCUGGAUGCCUGUCUUCGGAAGGUUAUGUUGAACCAUCCUACCAUUCGCUGACUCUUAAACGUAUAUGUCUAGAUGGGUCUUUAAUGUGAAGGUCAUGGAAGCUCGGGAACUGAGGGCAGAGUAGAAGAGGGUGAGUGAGAGGGAAGGGGGUGAUGAAUCUGUGGAGAUCGUGGCCACAGGAGGACAUCAAUGGGUAUUUUUUAAGGUGGAGAUCGAUAGAUUCUUGAUUAGUACGUGUGUCUUGAGUUUAUGGGGAGAAGGCAGUUAAAUGGGGUUGAUAGGGAAAGAUAGAUGAGAUUGAAAGGCAAACAAGGUAGACAAAAGUGCUGGAGAAACUCAGCGGGUGCAGCAGCAUCUAUGGAGCAAAGGAAAUAGGCAACGUUUCGGGCCGAAACCCUUCUUAAAGGCAAAUUCCUUGUAUGUGAAUACUGACCAAUAAACUGAUUCAUUCAUUCAAUUACACCUCUUCUCCUCCUUUCAAUCCAAUUGUUGACGGAAAAAAAUGAAAAUACUUGUAUUUGGAACAGGAGCCCAUAAUCAGUCCAACCAACAGCAAGCAAGGCUGAGAAAUAGCUCAUCUGCUUUGUGCCACAUGUUUUAAACUUGAUGGGAGUUUCCUACUUGCAAAUAGGAGGAAUUAAAAUGGAGGAGCCUUUAUGGUUCCAAAGUAUCUGCAGAAAUCUUGAGGGACCAUAGAAUAUAUCGUUAUCAGAUUCAGAUUCAGAUUCAAUUUUAAUUGUCAUUGUCAGUGUACAGUACAGAGACAACGAAAUGCAUUUUGCAUCUCCCUUGAAGAGCGACAUAGCAAACGAUUUGAAUAAAAAAUAAAUAAUAAGUGUCCGGGGGGGGGGGGGUGGGGUGAUUGGCAGUCACCGAGGUACGUUGUUUAGUAGAGUGACAGCCGCCGGAAAGAAGCUGUUCCUCGACCUGCUGGUUCGGCAGCGGAGAGACCUGUAGCGCCUCCCGGAUGGUAGGAGGGUAAACAGUCCAUGGUUGGGGUGAGAGCAGUCCUUGGCGAUGCUGAGCGCCCUCCGCAGACAGCGCUUGCUUUGGACAGACUCAAUGGAGGGGAGCGUGGAACCGGUGAUGCGU
Molecule: messenger RNA, 4457 nt
Organism: Leucoraja erinaceus (little skate)
Lineage: Eukaryota; Metazoa; Chordata; Chondrichthyes; Rajiformes; Rajidae
Product: transmembrane protein 217-like
Exons: 3
Coding region: 1786-2379 (197 amino acids)
Source: RefSeq, a predicted model, not a curated record